Dibothriocephalus latus is the source of this 321-nucleotide messenger RNA. The record is from the annotation of a GenBank genome assembly. NCBI's taxonomy places the organism in Eukaryota, Metazoa, Platyhelminthes, Cestoda, Diphyllobothriidea, Diphyllobothriidae.
AUGUGGUCAAAACUACCUCUUGACAACCGACAGGAUAGUGAUCAUGGCCUAGUUGUUCAGGAGACGAGAGGAGCAACUUCAGACAUUUCCAACGACCAGGUUGUCACACCACCCACUACGAGCUCCACUCCCAUUGCAGCCAAUGUGGCCAAACUAACUCACGAUUCUCGACAGGAUAGUGAUCAUUGUCUUGUUGUUCAGGAGACGCAAGGAGAAACUUCAGACAGUUCGGACGACAAUGCCGGCACACCAUCAACUCCGAGCUCCAGGCCCACUGCAGGGAAUGUGGUUAAAACUACCUCACGACUCUCGACAGCAUAG